GCUCAGUUGGGCUGCGCUGAGUUGGGUCGGGGCUCGGCCAUGUCCCGGCUGCGCAGACACGAGGAGGAGGGUCCGGCGGUGGGGCAGGGGCCGGGCUCGGUGGGGCAGAGGACGGGCUCGGAGGAUAACCUCUACCUGGCAGUGCUGCGUGCCUCCGAGGGCAAGAAAGAUGAGCGAGACCGGGUCCAGAAGAAAACCUUCACCAAAUGGGUCAACAAACACCUCAUCAAGCACUGGCGAGCAGAGGCACAGCGCCAUGUCAACGAUCUGUACGAGGACCUGCGGGACGGCCACAACCUCAUCUCGCUGCUGGAGGUGCUCUCUGGGGACACACUGCCCCGCGAGAAGGGACGGAUGCGGUUCCACAAGCUGCAGAACGUCCAGAUCGCCCUCAACUACCUGAAACACCGGCAGGUGAAGCUGGUGAACAUCCGCAACGAUGACAUCGCUGAUGGGAACCCCAAGCUGACCCUGGGGCUGAUCUGGACCAUCAUCCUGCACUUCCAGAUCUCGGACAUCCAAGUGUCGGGGCAGUCGGAGGACAUGACAGCCAAGGAGAAGCUUCUGCUGUGGUCGCAGCGGAUGGUGGAGGGGUACCAGGGGCUGCGCUGCGACAACUUCACCACCAGCUGGAGGGACGGGCGCCUCUUCAACGCCAUCAUCCACCGGCACCGGCCGGCGCUGGUGGACAUGGGUCGCGUGUUCCGGCAAAGCAAUCAGGAGAACCUGGACCAGGCGUUCAGCGUGGCCGAGCGUGAGCUGGGGGUCACGCGCCUGCUGGACCCUGAGGACGUGGAUGUGCCGCAGCCCGACGAGAAAUCCAUCAUCACCUACGUGUCCUCCCUCUAUGACGCCAUUCCCCGCGUGCCCCCUGCCCAGGAUGGCGUCAGGGCCAAUGAGCUGCAGCUGCGCUGGCAGGAGUACUAUGAGGUGGUGACAACGCUGCUGCAGUGGCUGCGCCAGCAAAUGCUGCUGUGCCAGGAGCAGCGCGGGGCUGCAGGCUACGAGGAGACCGAGAUUCUCUGGCGGCAGUUCCUGAAGUUCAAGGAGACAGAGCUGCUGGCCAAGGAGGCCGACAAGAACCGCUCCAAAGCCAUCUUCCAGGCCCUGGAGGGCGCGGUGCAGUCGGGGCAGCUGAAGGUGCCCCCCGGGUACCACCCGCUGGAGGUGGAGCAGGAGUGGGGGCGGCUGCACGGGGCUCUGCAGGAGCGGGAGCGGCGGCUGCGGGACGAGUGCCAGAGGCUGGAGCGGCUGCAGCGGGUGGUCAGCAAGCUGCAGAUGGAGUCGGGGCUGUGUGAGGAGCAGCUGAACCAGGCAGACAGCCUGCUGCAGGGGGACCUGCGGCUGCUGGAGGGGGGGAAGGCCCCGCAGCAUGCAGGGGAGGUGGAGCGGGAGCUGGACGGGGCGGACGCCAUGAUCCGACGGCUCUUUGGGGACGUGCAGGCGCUGAAGGACGGGAGACACCCGCAGGGCGAGCAGAUGUACCGCAGGGUUUACCGCCUGCACGAGCGCCUGGUGUCGAUCCGAUCCGAGUUCAAUCUGCGGCUGCAGAGCGGGGCCGCCCCGCGGGGGGGGACGCAGCCCCCGGACGAGGCCCCCCUGAGGUACCUGCAGGAGCUGCUGGGGUGGGUGGAGGAGAACCAGAGGCGCCUGGAUGGGGCGGGAUGGGGGGGUGACCUCCCCACCAUCGAGUCCCAGCUGGGAGCCCACCGGGGGCUGCACCGCAGCAUCCAGGACUUCCAGAGCAAGAUCCAGCGGGCACGGGUGGAUGAGGCCCAGUUGGCCCCCGGCCCCCGCGGCGCCUACCAGGAGUGUCUGGGCAAGCUGGAGCUGCAGUAUGGCAACCUGCUGAGCUCCUCACAGCGGCGGCUGCAGCACUUGGAGUCCCUGCAGAGCUUUGUGGCUGCGGCCACUCAGGAGCUGCUGUGGCUGAGUCAGCGCGAGGAGGAGGAGGUGACCUGGGACUGGAGCCACCGCGGGCCCCCCCCGGACACCAAGAAGGACAGCUACUCGGCUCUGAUGCGGGACCUGGAGGUGCGGGAGCAGAGAAUCAAAGAACUGCAGAGCUCCGGAGAGAAACUGCUGAGGGGGGAGCACCCAGGGAGACAGAGCCUGGAGGCCUUCCUGGCAGCCCUGCAGACGCAGUGGAGUUGGAUGCUGCAGCUCUGCUGCUGUGUGGAGACCCAUCUGAGGGAGAACACUGCGUACAACCAGUUUUUUGGGGAGGUGGGGGAUGCGGAGCGGUUCCUGCAGCGCAUGGGGGAGACCAUGAGGAGGAAAUUCAGCUGUGACCGCAGCGUCACCGCCACGCGCCUGGAGGACCUGCUGCAGGAUGGGCAGGAGCUGAAGGAGCAGCUGGUGGAGUUUGGGGCCACACUGGAGACCCUGACCCAACGGGCCGGGACCAUCGUGCAGCUGAAACCCCGCAGCCCCGAGACCCCCCUGCAGGGACACCCCCCCCUCCAGGCGGUCUGCGACUACAAACAAAUGGAGAUCACGGUGCACAAGGGGGACUCCUGCACCCUUCUGAGCAAUGCCCACCCCCACCGCUGGCGGGUGCAGAGUGCGGGGGGCAGCGAGGCCCUGGUCCCCUCCGUCUGCUUCCUCCUGCCCCCCCCAAACAGCGAGGCCAUCGACGCUGUCACACGGCUGCGUGAUUCCCACCGGGAGCUGCAGGAGCUGUGGGAGCAGCAGGAGCGGGGGCUGCGGGCGCUGCUCUCCUGGCACCGCCUCACGCGGCUGCUGCAGCAGAUCCAGGCCUGGACCCCCCAGGGGCUGCGGGCGCUGCCCCCCGAGGAGUGCCGCCGGGCACUGGGGGAGCUGGAGGUGACGCUGGGGGAGUUCGAGGCGCAGAGCCGGGGGGUGCCGGGGUUCAGCCCCCAGGAGCGGCAGCGCCUGCGGCAGCAGAGCCAGGAGUGUGCCCGGAGGGGAGAGGGGCUGCUGCUGGGGCUGGAGAGAGGGGAGCAGGAUGAGUCCCUGUGCCGCAGUUUCAUCUCUCAGCUGAGGGACCUGCGCCUGCAGCUGGAGAGCUGUGGUACCAGAACCACCCAGCGCCUGCGCCUGCCCCUGGAGCCCAACCCAGCCCAGGAGUGUGCCCAGCGCCUGGCUGAGCAGCAGCAAAUCCACCUGGAGCUGGAGGGCAUCAAGAAGAACCUGGACAAAGUGAGUGCGAAGUCAGAGGAGGUGCUGGCCCAUCCCGAGCCAACCAGCUCAGCUCCCAUCCUGCGCUCCGAGCUGGAGAUCACCCUGCAGAAGAUGGACCAGGUCUACGGGCUCUCCAGCAUCUAUCUGGAGAAGCUGAAAACCAUCAGCCUGGUGAUCCGCAGCACGCAGGGGGCUGAGGAGUUGGUCAGGAAGUUCGAGGAGCAGCUGAAGGAUGUGCAGACCGUGCCGGCUGACCUGCAGGAGCUGGAGGCCAGCAAGGCUGAGCUGAAGCGCCUGCGGGCUCAAGCUGAGAGCCAUCAGCCCUUCUUCGAGACGCUGGAGAGCGACUUGAGCAAGGCCAAGGAAGUGAACGAACGGAUGGUGAGAGGUCACAGCGAGAGGGACGUGGACCUGGACCGGUACCAGGAGAAGGUCCAGCAGCUGCUGGAGCGCUGGCACAGCGUCCUGGCCCAGAGUGACCUCCGUCAGCGGGAAUUGGAUCAGCUGGGCCGGCAGCUCCAGUACUACCGGGAGAGCUGCGAGGGGCUGCGGGGGUGGCUGCAGGAGGCCAGGAGGAGGCAGGAGGAGAUCCAGGCUGUGCCCAUCACCCACAGCCAGGCCGUGCGGGAGCAGCUGCUGCAGGAGAAGAAACUGCUGGAGGAGUGUGACCACAACAAGGAGAAGGUGGAGGAGUGCCAGCGCUACGCCAAGCAGUACAUCGACGCCAUCAAGGACUAUGAGCUGCAGCUGGUCACCUUCAAGGCACAGGUGGAGCCGGUGGCGUCUCCAGCCAAGAAACCCAAAGUGCAGUCGGCAUCUGACAGCAUCAUCCAGGAGUACGUGGACCUGCGGACGCAGUACAGUGAGCUGACCACGCUCACCAGCCAGUACAUCAAGUUCAUCACCGAGACGCUGCGGCGGCUGGAGGAGGAGGAGAAGGCCGCCGAGAAGCUGAAGGCGGAGGAGCGGCAGCGGCUGGCGGAGGCAGAGGCGCAGCUGGAGGCGCAGCGGCAGUUGGCCCAGGCCCACGCUGAGGCCAAGGCGCAGGCGGAGGCGGAGGCGCGGGAGCUGCAGCUCCGCAUGCAGGAGGAGGUGACCCGGCGCCAGGUGGUGGCCGUGGACGCUGAGCAGCAGAAGCAGAACAUCCAGCAGGAGCUGCUGCAGCUGCGGCAGAACUCAGACCACCAGAUCCAGUCCAAGGUGAAGCUGAUUGAGGAGGCCGAGUACAGCCGCAAGCGGGUGGAGGAGGAGAUCCGCCUGGUCCGCCUGCAGCUGGAGAGCACCGAGCGGCAGCGGGCGGGCGCCGAGGCGGAGCUGCAGGAGCUGCGGGCCCGCGCCGAGGAGGCCGAGCGGCAGAAGCGGCAGGCGCAGGAGGAGGCCGAGCGGCUGCUCCGGCAGGUGAAGGAGGAGAGCCAGAAGAAGCGGGAGGCGGAGGAGGAGCUGCGGCGCAAGGUGGAGGCCGAGCGGGCGGCGGCACGGGAGAAGCAGCGGGCGGUGGCGGAGCUGGAGGAGCUGCGGCUGCAGGCGGAGGAGGCCGAGCGGCGGAUGCGGCAGGCGGAGGCCGAGAAGGAGCGGCAGAUCCGGGUGGCCCAGGAGGCGGCCCAGCGCAGCGCCGAGGCCGAGCUGCAGAGCAAGCGGCUCUCCUUCGCAGAGAAGACGGCGCAGCUGGAGCUGUCGCUGCAGCAGGAGCACAUGGCAGUGGCCCAGCUGCAGGAGGAGGCCGAGCGGCUGAAGCGGCAGCAGGAGGAGGCUGAGCGCUCGCGGGAGGAGGCCGAGAAGGAGCUGGAGCACUGGCGGCAGAAGGCCAACGAGGCGCUGCGGCUGCGGCUGCAGGCGGAGGAGGUGGCCCACAAGAAGACCCUGGCCCAGGAGGAGGCGGAGAAGCAGAAGGAGGAUGCGGAGCGGGAGGCCCGCAAGCGCGCCAAGGCGGAGGAGUCGGCCCUGCGGCAGAAGGAGAUGGCCGAGGAGGAGCUGGAGAAGCAGCGGGAGCUGGCGGAGGGCACGGCCCAGCAGAAGCUGGCGGCCGAGCAGGAGCUGAUCCGGCUGAAGGCCGAGAUGGACAACGGGGAGCAGCAGCGGCUGCUGCUGGAGGAGGAGCUGGCGCGGCUGAAGGCAGAGGUGGGAGAGGCCAUCCAGAAGAGGAAGGAGGUGGAGGAGGAGCUGGCUAAGCUGCGGGCCGAGAUGGAGGUCCUGCUGGAGAGCAAGGCCAAGGCAGAGGAGGAGUCGCGCUCCAGCAGCGAGAAGUCCAAGCAGCGUCUGGAGGCAGAGGCCAGCAAGCUGCGGGAGCUGGCGGAGGAGGCUGCCCGGCUACGGGCCCUCUCCGAGGAGGCCAAGCGGCAGCGGCAGCUGGCAGAGGAGGAGGCGGGCCGGCAGCGUGCCGAGGCCGAGCGCAUCCUCAAGGAGAAGCUGGCGGCCAUCAACGAGGCCUCGCGGCUGAAGGCCGAGGCAGAGAUCGCUCUAAAGGAGAAGGAGGCGGAGAACGAGCGGCUGCGGCGGCUGGCGGAGGAUGAGGGCUACCAGCGCAAGCUGCUGGAGGAGCAGGCGGCCCAGCACAAGCAGGACAUCGAGGAGAAGAUCGCCCAGCUGAAGCGCUCUUCCGAGAGCGAGCUGGAGCGGCAGAAGGGUCUGGUGGAGGACACGCUGCGGCAGCGGCGGCAGGUGGAGGAGGAGAUCCGCGCCCUCAAGGCCAGCUUCGAGAAGGCCUCGGCCGGCAAGAGCGAGCUGGAGCGGGAACUGAGCCGCAUCCGCAGGGAGGCGGAGGAGGUGCAGCGCAGCCGGGAGCAGGCAGAGCGGGAGGCCGAGCGGCAGCGGCCGCUGGCGCUGGAGGAGGAGGGCCGGCGGCGCGAGGCGGAGGAGAAGGUGCGGGCCAUCUUGUCGGCCGAGGAGGAGGCUGGGCGGCAGCGGCGGCUGGCCCUGGAGGAGGUGGAGCGGCUGCGGGCCAUGGUGGAGGAGGCGCGGCGGCAGAAGGAGCUGGCGGAGAAGGAGUCGGAGCGGCAGAUCCAGCUGGCGCGGGAGGCGGCGCAGAAGCGUCUGGAGGCGGAGGAGAAGGCCCACAUGGCCGCCGUGAGGCAGAAGGAGCAGGAGCUGCUGCAGACGCGGCAGCAGGAGCAGAGCCUGGCCGAGCGCCUGCGGGAGGAGGCCGAGCGGGCCCGGCGGGCAGCCGAGGAGGCCGAGCUGGCGCGUGGCAACGCCGAGCGGGAGGCCGGGCUGUCGAGGCAGCGGGUGGAGGAGGCCGAGCGGCUGAAGCAGCGGGCAGAGGAGGAGGCGCAGGCUCAGGCGCGGGCGCAGGCGGACGCCGAGAAGCUGCGGAAGGAAGCGGAGCUGGAGGCGGCCCGGCGGGCGCAGGCCGAGCAGGCGGCCCUGCGGCAGAAGCAGCUCGCCACGCCCGAGAUGGAGAAGCACAAGAAGUUCGCCGAGCAGACCCUGCGGCAGAAGGCGCAGGUGGAGCAGGAGCUGGCCAAGGUGAAGCUGCAGCUGGACGAGACUGACCACCAGAAGGGCAUCCUGGACGAGGAGCUGCAGCGGCUGAAGGAGGAGGUGACUGACGCCGUCCGGCAGAAGGCCCAGGUGGAGGAGGAGCUGCUGAAGGUGCGGGUGCAGAUGGAGGAGCUGGCCAAGCUGAAGAGCCGGAUCGAGGAGGAGAACAAGGCGCUGAUCCUCAAGGACAAGGACAACACGCAGAAGUUCCUGGCGGAGGAGGCCGAGAAGAUGAAGCAGGUGGCGGAGGAGGUGGCCCGGCUGAGCGUGGAGGCUCAGGAGGCUGCGCGGCUGCGGCAGUUGGCCGAGGACGACCUGGCCCAGCAGCGGGCACUGGCAGAGAAGAUGCUGAAGGAGAAGAUGCAGGCAGUGCAGGAGGCCACGCGGCUGCGGGCCGAGGCCGAGGUGCUGCAGAAGCAGAAGGACCUGGCGCAGGAGCAAGCCAAGCGGCUGCAAGAAGACAAGGAGCAGAUGCAGCAGCGCCUGGCCGAGGAGACCGAGGGCUUCCAGAAGACCCUGGAGGCCGAGCGCCGGCGGCAGCUGGAGAUCACAGCCGAGGCCGAGCGCCUCAAACUGCACGUGGCGGAGCUGAGCGCCGCCCAGGCCAAGGCAGAGGAGGAAGCCAAGCGCUUCAAGAAGCAGGCAGAGGAGAUCAGCGGGAGGCUGCACGAGACCGAGCUGGCCACCCAGGAGAAGAUGACGCUGGUCCACACACUGGAGAUCCAGCGGCACCAGAGCGAUGAGGAUGCGGAGAAGCUGCGCAAAGCCAUCGCUGACCUGGAGCAGGAGAAGGAGAGGCUGAAGCAGGAGGCGGCGUUGCUGCAGCAGAAGGCGGAGGAGAUGCAGGUGGCCCAGGAGGCCCAGCGCCGGCAGGAGACGGAGCUCCUCCAGCAGAACUUCCUGACAGAGAAGGACAGCCUGCUGCAGAAGGAGAAGUUCAUCGAGGAAGAGAAAAUGAAGCUGGAGAAGCUCUUCAAAGAUGAAGUAGAGAAAGCCCAGAACCUGAAGGCAGAGCAGGAGCGGCAGCAGAAGGAGAUGGAGCAGGAGAAACAGCAGCUGAAGGCCAUGCUGGACGAAGCUAAGAGGCACCAGCAAGAAGCGGAGGAGAGCGUCCGGCACAAGCAGGAGGAGCUUCAGCAUCUGGAGAGGCAGCGGCAGGAGCAGGAGAAACUCCUGGAGGAGGAGAACAAGAAGCUGAGGGAGAGGCUGGAGCAGAUGGAGGAAGAAUACAAGGCUGCCCUGGCCCAGACACGAGAGAUCAUGAUCCAGACGGACGAGCUGCCCCAGGAGGCAACGGUUACGACGAUGCAGCUGUCGGACGCCCGAGCCGUGCCCAAUGGCCGCGACGCGGUGGACGGCUUGGCGCAGAACGGAGAGCCCGAGUUCGCCUUUGAUGGCAUCCGGCAGAAGGUGUCAGCAGAGAAGCUGUCUGAGGCUGGCAUCCUGAGCCAGGAGAGCCUGGACAAGUUGGCCAAGGGCGUGGUGAGCGUCAGUGAGCUCUCACAGAGGGAGGAUGUCAGGAAGUACCUGCAGGGCAAGAGCAGCAUUGCGGGUUUGUUGAUCAAACCCACCAACCAGAAGAUGAGCAUCUAUGAAGCCAUGAAGAAGCAGUUGCUGAGCCCGGGCACGGCCCUGGUGCUGCUGGAGGCGCAGGCGGCCUCUGGCUUCAUCCUCGACCCCGUGCGCAACGCCCGGCUCUCAGUCAACGAGGCGGUGCGGGAGGGCGUCAUUGGGCCCGAGCUGCACAACAAGCUGCUCUCUGCCGAGCCGGUCACCGGCUACAAGGACCCCUACACCGGGGAGAAGAUCUCCCUCUUCCAGGCCAUGAAGAAGGAUCUGAUCGUCAAGGAGCACGGCAUCCGCCUGCUGGAGGCCCAGAUCGCCACUGGCGGCAUCAUCGACCCCGUGCACAGCCACCGCCUGCCCGUAGAGGUGGCCUACAAGGGAUACUUCGACCAGGAGAUGAGCCAGGUCCUCUCCGACCCCAGCGACGAUACCAAGGGCUUCUUCGACCCCAACACCAAUGAGAACCUCACCUACCUGCAGCUGAUGGAGCGGUGUGUGACUGACCCCGAGACGGGGCUGUGCCUCCUGCCGCUCACCGACCAGGUGGCCAAAGCCGAGAUGGUCUACACUGACAAAGAAGCUAAGGAUGUCUUUAAGAAAGCCACGGUGACAGCACCCUUUGGCAAGUUCCAAGGGAAGACGGUGACCAUCUGGGAGAUCAUCAACUCCGAGUACUUCACUGAGGACCAAAGGCGGGAUUUGAUCCAGCAGUCGACCGGCAAGAUCACGGUGGAGAAGAUCAUUAAGAUCAUCAUCACGGUUGUGGAGGAAAGUGAGAAGAAGAGCCAGAUGUGCUUCGAGGGCCUCCGGGCCGUGCCGGCUGCUGAGCUGCUGGACAGCAAAAUCAUCAACAAGGACCUCUACAACCAGCUGCACCAGGGCAAGAAGUCGGUGAAGGACCUGGCGGAGAUGGAAUCGGUGCGGCGCUACCUGAAAGGCACUGACGCCAUUGCUGGCGUCCUGGUGGAGUCAAGCGGCCAGAAGCUGACCUUCUAUGAUGCCCUGAAGAGGAACCUGCUAAAGCCAGAGGUUGCCCUGUCCCUGCUGGAAGCCCAGGCUGCCACCGGAUACAUCAUCGACCCGGUGAGGAACAGUCUGUUCUCCGUUGAUGAGGCGGUGAAGGCCGAGGUGGUGGGGCCAGAACUCCAUGAGAAGCUGCUGUCAGCAGAGAGGGCAGUGACCGGCUACAAGGAUCCCUACACGGGACAGACGGUUUCCCUCUUCCAAGCCCUCCAGAAGGUCUCAUCCCCAGCGACACCGGGGCGUCUGCUGGAGGUCCAGCUGGCCACCGGGGGCAUCAUCGAUCCGGUCAACAGCCACCGGCUCCCGCUGGAGACAGCCUACAAGCGUGGCUACUUGACCCCGGAGAUGAACGAGGCUCUGUCAUGA
Calypte anna (Anna's hummingbird) is the source of this 9576-nucleotide messenger RNA. Its product is annotated as plectin. Gene Ontology annotation, cellular component: cytoskeleton; focal adhesion; sarcolemma. NCBI's taxonomy places the organism in Eukaryota, Metazoa, Chordata, Aves, Apodiformes, Trochilidae. The record is from RefSeq and is a predicted model, not a curated record. Gene Ontology annotation, molecular function: ankyrin binding; structural constituent of muscle; cadherin binding. Gene Ontology annotation, biological process: hemidesmosome assembly; wound healing; intermediate filament cytoskeleton organization.